CAGCCGGCCUGGCCUCCAUGAAUAUAUAUAGUAUGCUUAACGGGAUAAUGCCCGCAACGUAGCUAUAGCCAGCCUCCAAAGAUCAAAAACAAACAUUAUAUUUCAUUCAAUUCCCUCCAAAUUAAUUAAACUUGGAAGCAAUGGAGUGAAGGAAGUUGUGAGGGAUAUAUAUGAUGGAUGCAAACACGGAGCGUGAUCUGGUCUCCUUUGUGACGGAAGAGAGCAAAGAGCGUCCAUUUUCUGUGGUGUGCGGUAAGGAAGGUCUGGGCAAGACCACAUUGGUGCAGAAGGUAUACAACAAACCUGAGGUUCGCCAUAAAUUUACGGGGUGUGCUUGGAUCACUGUCACACACCACCUCCAACGCAAAACCCUUUGUAAGGAUAUCUUAUCUCAAAUCGACUAUCGUCCGACAAAGGUCGACGAUGAUGAUGAUGAUGAUGAAGCUUUGGUUGGACAACUUAAAUUAGCCCUGCACUCCAACAAAUACCUCAUUGUUCUUGAUGGUAUCUGCUCAAUGGAGGCUUUGCUAAACGCUAUGCCUGCUGAUAAGAAGAUGCCCAGCAAAGUUGUGAUAACCACUCGGAAUAAAGAAGACACUAAGAAAUUUAUUGUACAGGAAAGGGUACGUUUUCUCGAAAUGAGUCCAUUAACUGAAGAUCAAAGUUGGCAACUAUUUCUCAAAACGCAAUUGCAUUGUCACCCAUGGUCAUCAGUUUUUGUAGACGACUUUGAAAGCACGUUGAAAGAGAUUUGCAAAAAGUGUGAAGGUGUGCCAUUGGCUUUAAAGUUGCUUGGAAAUUUAAUGGCAUGGAAGGAGCGCAUUGAAUGGAAUGAAUUACGACAGCAAGAAUGCUGUGUGUCCGCACAACAGCUUUUGGAGUUGUCUUACUCGCUUUUGCCGGAGCAUCUGAAGAAAUGUUUGCAUUAUUUGGCACUUUUUCCAGAAGAGACAGUAGAUAUAGAAGCAGACAAGUUGUGCAAUCUGUGGAUAGCUGAUGAAGAUAUUAAUAAGAUGAUGAUAAACACUCCUUCUCAACCCCAAGAUGGCAUGUUGUCCACGGCAGAAACAUAUCUUCAAAAACUAGCCACUCUAGGCUUUGUCCAGGUUCAAGAACCAACAAAGAUCAAAUCAUGCAGCCUUCCUCACUAUGUGCGAGAUUAUCUUUGCAGUGGGAAGUCAAAAGAGGAAAGUUUCUUUGAAACACAUCAGCUGCAAGUGCGUGGCCUUGCCUUUUAUUUUGACAAGCGUGUUGGUGAGUAUGCUUUUCUGUUGAAGCCAAAAGAAACAGACAAGGAAGUGCGAUUAUCCAUUUUGUUCUUGAAUACCCGUCAACAGGAUGACCAUUUAUUAUCCCCAAAAUCAUUAGAUUUGACGAAUUGCAAGCUGUUACGGGCAUUAGACUUCAAUUGGCUUGAUUUUGGUGAUAAGUUCCCUCAAGACAUCAACAAGCUUGCUCACCUGCGUUAUCUCAGUUUCAGGGACUGCUACCUGAAAAAAUUGCCAGCAUCAAUAGGAAAAAACUUGGAAACUCUGGAUUUGCGGGUUAACCCCAAGGUUGUUUACGAGAUCAUGAGUAUAUCAAAUGUGUUACGUCAGCUUAAGAGAUUGAGGAGCCUUUAUUUACCUUAUAAGUUUGCAGAUGAAACUGGUCAAACCAAAUUGCAGUUGGGUCACCUAAGUGAGCUUGAGAAUCUCCAAAACUUUGUUUCAACUCAUUGUCAGGCUAAUGAUCUCCGCAGUUUGGAAAAACUCAGGUAUUUGGCAGCAACUAUUGAUGGAGUGGAAGACCUGGAGGUGACUAUCGAAUGCCUGCAGAGGGAAGGUACAUCCAAAUCAUCAUCCAUUCACCUCGAAAACAUUGAUUUUUACUCUGGAGGGAGAUCAAGAGGCGCCCCUGCUCUAAGUAGCCUAUUGGGAUGCGUAUCCUUGAACGCAUUGCAUGUACACGGCCAAAUACGCACCUUACCAUGGCCUAUUUCUGACAAGCUUACAGAGAUUUUCUUGAUUGCUUCUGAACUUGAGGAAGAUCCAAUGCCAUUAUUGGGGGAUUUACGCAAAUUACAGAAACUUGGUUUAGGCAAUAAUGCCUUUCUUGGGGACCAAAUCAUCUGUAGAAAAUCAGGUUUCCCCGAGCUCAGGUAUUUGAAACUGUCAAUUUUGCCCGAGUUAAAGACUUGGACUCUUCAAGAAGGAGCUAUGCUUAAACUUUCUACUCUCAUCAUUGAAAAUUGCAAAAGCCUUCAAACACUCCCAGAUGGACUCAGCACUCUCCAAGAACUGAGUUUUGUAAACAUGCCCGAAACAUUCACGGACAAAUAUGAAAGGCAGGGAGAAGAUUUCUCUAAAAUCAAGCAUGUGCUUAGCAUCAAGAUUAUUAAUCCUAAAUCGUGAUCAACAGAAAUGCAGGAACUUUCCAACACAUGGGCCUAUUGGUGGAAAUCCCUUAGCAAGAAGAAUUUCUCUACCUCUAUCCACUUUUAUUUACAGCCGGUUGAAUUUGUAUUGUAUUCUUAAAUGGUAUUUGCAUGCAAUUUGUAUUAUUUGUGAAAUACUGUCUAGAUGUCUAUGUUCUACUCUUCAAAAGUGUGAUUUUCAGUUUAUGUUAUGUAUGAAUUAUUGUCUUGAUGUUUAUGUACGUGAGACUCAUGUGUGUUCUACUCUUCAAAUUUGGGAUUUAUGAAAUAUAUAAGUAUUGUACGUUGUUUAGA
Ipomoea triloba (trilobed morning glory) is the source of this 2710-nucleotide messenger RNA. RefSeq names its product probable disease resistance RPP8-like protein 2. The record is from RefSeq and is a predicted model, not a curated record. Lineage: Eukaryota; Viridiplantae; Streptophyta; Magnoliopsida; Solanales; Convolvulaceae. The coding region runs from base 171 to 2393 and encodes 740 amino acids. Gene Ontology annotation, biological process: defense response to other organism. The transcript is spliced from 3 exons. Gene Ontology annotation, molecular function: ADP binding.